This is a messenger RNA of Trichophyton benhamiae CBS 112371, 1095 nucleotides long. RefSeq lists its product as uncharacterized. NCBI's taxonomy places the organism in Eukaryota, Fungi, Ascomycota, Eurotiomycetes, Onygenales, Arthrodermataceae. The record is from RefSeq and is a predicted model, not a curated record. The coding region runs from base 1 to 1095 and encodes 364 amino acids. The transcript is spliced from 2 exons.
AUGGACCCCCUCCCGCGGGGCAGCCCAUGCCCGGUCAAGGCUAUGGUCCUGCCUACUAUCCGCCCGGUCAGGGUAAAGGUGCACCCUACGGUGAACCCAGACCAAAAGAAAGCGGACGACAUAGGCGAUCCUACUCUACUGGAGGAGAAGGCAGGCAUCGCGGAAGAAGCAGAUAUGACGAAUACGACGAGGAGCCUCGCCGUGGCAAACAUCGCCUCGCUUGGUGAUCACGCCUUAGAGGCUCUUGGUUUCGUGGGAGCCAUGGAUGGAUCUCGCAAACAGGGCGACCGCGGGCAACGCCGCCGCUAUGAAUACGACGAUGACCACAGAGACCGUAGAGGUCAGGAUCAUCGUCGGGGCUAUGACAAUCAUCGUUACGAUUAUGAUGACCGCCGUCAAGACCCAAGCCGGGGCAGAAAUCACAACAGGAGUUCCUCAUUAGAUCCUCGGGCUCACGGCUAUAGAGAUGAUCCAAACAAGGCUCUACAGAACACUAUUACCGCCGCCUUGACUGCAGGAGUACUAGAAGCGUAUCGUGCCCGCAACGACCCGGGAGACUGGACUGGUGAGAAGGGGAAGCGUGUCCUAGCUGCCGUUGCCAGCGCUGGCGGUACCGAAAAAGUACUCGACCGCGGGGGCGCUAGCAAAUCUACCAAGAGGCAUAUUAUAGAGUCGACCCUCGCGGGCCUUGCGACAAGCCACCUAGUUGGGGGAGAGUCGGGACGACACCGUUCACACUCAGAAAGCCAUGGAAGGGCUAACCCAGGUGCCACUGCAGCACUGCUUGCUGCUGCUGGCAAGAAGGCUUUCGAACACUAUCAAUCUAGAUCUCGUGAGUCUGGAAGGCACGAUUAUUACAGUGAUGAUGGCCGGCAAGGCAGAUCUGGGCGAUCGAACAGGAAGCGAAGCAAGAGUCUGACCGACUAUGUUGCCAAAGGAAUGGCUACUCUGGGGUUAGAUGAGCGAGGCCGUGACAGUGGCCAUGGCAACAGCCAUCGGCGACACCGAAGUCGGUAUAGCAGCCCUCCAUCUGAGUACGAAUAUGAGUACUCCGACAGACCUCGCCACACAAAGCGCCAUCACGACCGGUACUAG